AUGGGAACCGUCGAUGUGACGAAGUUACUGCGUACCGCGCCAGUCCGAGGGUUUCUACUUGAUAUUACGGGUGUUCUGUACAAUAGCUCUGAAGGGAGCGACGGGGUAACUAUCCAGGGAUCGGUCGACGCCGUUGCGAGGUUGUAUAAGGAGUCUCGGGUUCGCUUCCUCAGCAAUGAGAGCACACAUACAACGGAGAAGGUUGUCGCCAAGCUGCGCCGACUUGGUUUUACACUUGAGGAAUCUGAUGUCAUCACACCGGCCCCGGUAGCUGCUGAUUAUUUGCGGCAACGUGAGCUGAGACCGCAUCUGCUGCUUCAUCCUGGUGUUUCUUCCUAUUUCCCGACCAGCUCCCCCGAUGCGAACUGUGUACUGCUCGGCGACGCGGAGCACGAAUUUUCUUUUCACAACGUCAACGAGGCCUUCCGGGCGUUGAUGAGGAUGAAGAAGCCGCUGCUGGUCACACUGGGACAAGGAAAAUUCUACCAGCGGACCGACGGGCCAACGAUUGAUGUGGGCGCAUAUGCGGAAGCGCUGAAAUAUUCAUCCGGAUGUGAUCAUGUGGUUAUCGGGAAGCCAUCUGCCGAAUAUUUUCAAUAUGCGAUUGACGCAAUUGGGGUUCCAGCAACGGAGACUGUGAUGAUUGGCGAUGAUCUUAUCUCAGACGUCGGCGGGGCUCAGCGUUUCGGGAUGCGCGGGAUCCAGGUUCGCACCGGAAAGUGGAGGCCGGAAUGGGAGCAUCACCCUACCGUCAGCCCCGACCUGAUCGUCAACAAUCUGGCUGCGGCUGUGAAUUCGAUCCUCGACGCGCAACAGCAGCGGGGAGUACAAAACCACGUG
Molecule: messenger RNA, 840 nt
Organism: Mesorhabditis spiculigera
Lineage: Eukaryota; Metazoa; Nematoda; Chromadorea; Rhabditida; Rhabditidae
Source: the annotation of a GenBank genome assembly